Messenger RNA from Carica papaya (papaya), 4055 nucleotides. The record is from RefSeq and is a predicted model, not a curated record. Lineage: Eukaryota; Viridiplantae; Streptophyta; Magnoliopsida; Brassicales; Caricaceae.
AAAAAGAAGCCAAACGGAGAUGUGGCGGGGAAUGGACAGAUCACAUACCUGACACGCUCCCUCCAUCGUAGUCUCUCUCGCCUCCCGGCCAUGCUUUUAUCCUCCAUAUCCACCGGCUUCAAAGUUCAAACGUCCUAACGUGCACCCCGGCGCAUUUUAUCAGCCAGCAUCCUGACUCUUGUUUCCCGCCGCCGGGCCGCGCUCUUUUCAGACUGAGAACCCUCCCGCCUUUCGACUUCAAAAUAACGUCCCCCGCGGCGCAUUUUGGCACUAACUACUUGUCCACUGUCUCUUCAAUCUCAAAGAUCAAUACGUCUCAUCCAUGCAUCUUUGAUUAUUUCAAUAAACUCACCAAUUGGGAGCUUCUUUACUCCUAUCAUUGGUUUUAGCGUUAGGGUUUGAAAAGUUUUCCCAUGGGAACCAAGGUCUCGGACGAACUCGUAUCUACAGUUAGGUCAGUGGUGGGUUCGGACUAUUCCGACAUGGACAUAAUAAGAGCCCUGCAUCUGGCAAAACACGAUGCCACCGCCGCUAUAAAUAUCAUUUUCGACACUCCUAAUUUCAAGAGUGUCGAGAUAACCUCUCGCAACUUGAGCUCCAGCGCAAGACCCGCUGAUACGAGACGGAAGAGAAUCGAACAAGAGAAUAAGACUAGCACUAUCAGUGAUGACCAGACGGUUACUUGUAGCGUUAGUAACGUGGAGGAUACUCUCACUGCUAAUGUUGAUAAGGAUUCAGGAUUGCAUUCGAUCUCGGAGGAUUGGUGGUUUGUGGGUUCUAGCGAAGUGGCGGGACUGUCAACGUGUAAAGGGAGAAAAAUUAAGGCUGGUGAUGAAGUUGUUUUCACGUUUCCAUUGAGGAGUGGUUUGAGUUCGGGGUCGACACCACGGAAAGGUUUUGGGAGGGGAAGGGAAGCUGCAGCUGCUUGCUCAGAGAUUAUGAGAUUUGCCACCAAAAAUUCUGGAGAGAUUGGUAGAAUGCCAAACGAGUGGGCUCGGUGUCUAUUGCCACUUGUGAGGGAUAAGAAGGUCAGAAUCGAGGGCCACUGUACAUCUGCUCCUGAUAUGUUGGGUAUUAUGGACACUAUUCUUCUUUCGACAAGCGUGUCCAUAAACAGUUCAAUGUUCCGGAAGCACAAGCAGACCUCACUUAAGGCAGCCAGCAGUUCCACUGAAGAAUCUGUUUUUCAUCCUCUCCCAAAUUUAUUUCGAUUGCUUGGAUUGACCCCAUUCAAGAAGGCCGAAUUUACUCCUGCUGAUCUGUACACAAGGAAGAGACCUUUGGAUUCAGAGGAUGGCUCUGCUCUUCCCGCUUCGUUGUUUCCUGCCAGCAAGUUUAAAAAUCAGUCUCAGAAUGGAAACGAAGUUGAAAAUGAGGAGUGCAUUUCAGAUGCCGAUCUUGACAAUAUUGUUGGACUUAGGGACAGCUCUGAGCUAGAGGAAAUGGAUUCCCCUAGUAGUCUUCAGUGUGAACUUCGUCCUUAUCAAAAGCAGGCACUUAAUUGGAUGAUCCAACUCGAGAAGAGACAGGGCAUGGAUGAGGCAGCAACAACCCUUCAUCCUUGUUGGGAUGCAUAUCGCUUAGCAGACAAGAGGGGACUUGUUGUUUAUUUGAAUUCAUUUUCUGGUGAUGCUGCAACUGAAUUUCCUAGCACACUUCAAAUGGCCAGAGGAGGAAUGUUAGCAGAUGCUAUGGGUCUUGGGAAGACCAUAAUGACCAUAGCCCUUCUUCUUGCUCAUUCUGAUAAAGGUGGCUUGCCUAGUAAUCAAUGCAUGACUCAGCCUUCUUGUGAAAGCUGUGAAGUUAGUGGCCUUUCGGGUGAAUCACCUAAUCUUCCAAAGAAGGCAACAAACUUUUCGGGCUUUGAUAAUUUCGUAAAGCAAAAGAAGACACUGAAAAAUGGUGUCAACCUCAUCAUAUGUCCUAUGACUCUUCUUGGCCAGUGGAAGGCAGAGAUUGAAACUCAUGUGCAUCCAGGGUCGCUCUCUCUCUACAUUCACUAUGGACAAAGCAGACUGAAGGAUGCAAAAAUCCUAGCCCAGAGUGAUGUUGUAAUUACUACAUACGGAGUCUUAGCUUCAGAGUUUUCAGGAGAGAAUGCUGAAGACAAUGGGGGGCUUUUCUCAGUUCACUGGUUUAGAGUGGUUCUUGAUGAGGCACAUACCAUAAAAUCAUCCAAGAGCCUGAUUUCCAUGGCAGCUGCAGCUCUAGUUGCUGAUCGCCGCUGGUGUCUUACUGGUACUCCUAUCCAGAACAAGCUGGAGGAUAUUUACAGUCUUCUUCGAUUCCUGAGGGUGGAACCUUGGGGAAGUUGGGCAUGGUGGAAUAAGCUUGUCCAAAAGCCGUUUGAGGAGGGGGAUGGAAGAGGGCUAAAGUUGGUCCAGUCUAUCUUAAAACCGAUAAUGUUAAGGAGAACAAAGUUUAGCACAGAUCGAGAAGGGAGACCAAUUCUAGUUCUCCCCCCAGCUGAUAUGCAGGUGAUUUACUGUGAAUUAACAGACACUGAAAGGGAUUUCUAUGAGGCCUUGUUCAAAAGAUCUAAGGUUAAAUUUGAUCAAUUCGUUGAGCAAGGACGGGUUCUUCAUAAUUACGCCUCCAUUUUGGAGCUACUUUUGCGUCUUCGGCAGUGUUGUGAUCACCCAUUUCUUGUGAUGAGUCGAGGAGAUACGCAAGAAUAUUCUGAUCUGAAUAAGAUGGCUAAACGAUUCCUGAAGGGCAACCAUAAUGCUCUGGAAGGGGAAGCUGGAGAUGUACCUUCAAGGGCUUAUGUCCAAGAGGUGUUGGAGGAGCUAAGAAAGGGUGACCAAGGAGAGUGCCCCAUAUGUCUUGAAGCAUUCGAAGAUGCUGUAUUGACACCAUGUGCUCAUCGGUUAUGCCGUGAGUGUCUCUUAGCAAGUUGGCGAAAUCUGACUUCUGGUUUAUGCCCUGUUUGUAGGAAAGCGAUUAGCAGACAGGAUCUUAUCACGGCUCCCACUAGUAGUAGGUUCCAGAUUGACGUUGAGAAAAAUUGGGUUGAAUCAUCAAAAAUUACUCUUUUGUUGCAAGAACUUGAACACCUUCGCCCCUCAGGUUCUAAGACCAUUCUGUUCAGCCAGUGGACUGCCUUUCUUGACCUGUUGGAGAUUCCUCUUUCUCGGAGUAGCAUUCCAUUUGUGCGUUUGGAUGGGACUUUAAAUCAGCAGCAGCGUGAGAGAGUAAUCAAACAGUUCUCAGAAGAUACCAACAUCUUGGUGUUCCUGAUGUCACUGAAAGCUGGUGGUGUUGGAAUAAAUCUUACUGCAGCAUCAAAUGCGUUUGUCUUGGACCCGUGGUGGAAUCCAGCUGUAGAGGUACAAGCUGUUAUGCGUAUCCAUCGCAUUGGACAAAUGAAAAGGGUAACGAUCAAACGGUUCAUUGUAAAGGGAACAGUUGAGGAAAGAAUGGAGGCAGUGCAAGCACGUAAGCAGCAGAUGAUUGCUGGUGCCUUAACUGAUCAAGAAGUUCGGACAGCACGAAUUGAGGAGCUGAAAAUGCUCUUUACAUGAUAUCAGAUAAGAGAAGAAGAUAGCUUCCAACUUGAAAUGAACUGAGGGUUCUCGUUGUUACAAGCUUUGACCCUGGAGUCCCUCUAUGUCAAAGCUAGGCGUAAGGCUUUGGAUUUUUAUGUCAAUUUGCUAUUUACUGGAGAAGUGGCUCCCUAGGCUGGUUUGGAAUAGGGUGCCUCGAUACAGAGCACAGAAGAAUUUAGUCUCAUGUGCUAAUUAUUACCUAAUUAUAUGCACCAACUUUGAAGGAUGGUUAUGAUGUAAAUCCUUAGGGAGUUUAGGUAUCGAUUCAAAAUCGGCUGUAGGAGAGUACCUUCUGAUGUUCUGGUUGGGAUGGUCAAUGCAGAAGCACUGGCAGAAGCAAUUCAUAGUGAGUGUGAAAAGCAUUAGGUUCCUUCUAAUGUAAUUUUAGUUCACUACUUCAAUCUCAUGCAGAUAGGCAGUUUGUACCAUUGCAUGAAUUAAGAGCGACAUUCUUUGAAUUCCAUCUAUUUAAUGCUCUAAAUAGGUAUUGAAGUGACCAUUUGUGAA